This is a messenger RNA of Dendrobium catenatum, 692 nucleotides long. RefSeq names its product 50S ribosomal protein L35, chloroplastic. Gene Ontology annotation, cellular component: ribosome; large ribosomal subunit. Bases 100 to 537 code for a protein of 145 amino acids. Gene Ontology annotation, molecular function: structural constituent of ribosome. The record is from RefSeq and is a predicted model, not a curated record. NCBI's taxonomy places the organism in Eukaryota, Viridiplantae, Streptophyta, Magnoliopsida, Asparagales, Orchidaceae. Gene Ontology annotation, biological process: translation. The transcript has 3 exons.
AAUAAUGUAAUAUAGAGUCUAAAUUCCCAUCUAACUCUUCAAAAUCUUAUCCUGGAUACGAGAAAGCGGCACCCGAAGGACAAACACAAUUCGGCAAAGAUGGCCUCCGUCACCUCUCUCGUCUGCCUGUCGAAUCUGCCUUUCUCCUCACAAGCCCUCAGACGCUUCCAUGCAAUUCGCCUCUCCCCAUCUCCUACCUCGUUUAGCAUGAAGACAAGUCUUAGUUCCUCCAAAGUCCUCUUUACUUCCCUUCCAAUCCAUCCCCAUUUCUUCAUCGAUACUCCGAAGCCUUCAGCCUUCACAGUAUUCGCGACCAAGGGAUACAAGAUGAAGACCCACAAGGCUUCGGCGAAGCGUUUUAGGGUUACAGGUAGGGGGAAGAUAGUCCGGAGGCGAGCGGGGAAGCAGCAUCUCCUUGCGAAGAAGAAUAAUAAGCGGAAAUUGAGGCUUUCCAAAAUGCAUGCAGUGGACAAGAGUGAUUAUGAUAAUGUAAUUGGUGCACUGCCAUACCUUAAAGUGAAUCGGCAAGCAACCUGAAGCCUUGCCCACUUGAAAAAGAAUCCAUUCGAAACUUGCUUUUGUAAUAUUUUCAAGUAAUUUAAUUUCAAUUUGGACGUUUGUCAAUGCUCUACAUGUAAUUGUUGUUAUUGUACGUUCAAAAUUUUAUUUUGAUGCUAUUUUUCUUUCCAACA